AUGAAUGCCAUGAACACGCGUAAUGGCGCUCUGUCGCCCCUCUCCACCGACAGCCAAGAGUGGUCGCCCAUUACAGGCUACCGGAACAUCGCCGGCGACAACCCAUACUCGCCCACGAUCCCUCCCAACGCAUAUGGGCCCAGCAACCCCGAUGGCGGCAUGCUCAAUGGUAUGCGCCCUGGCACCAGCAAUGGAAACCCCUCGCCGCCCAGUUCAGUAGGCCGAUCGAGCGACGGCACGGGACUGUAUGCCUCGAGCAUAAGUGAUAGUACACGCCCCAUCAUGGAUGGUAGGAAGAUGCAGGCGCUAGAGGAGACCAUGUCGGAACAUUUUAGAGUGCUCAAGGCAUACCUAGGGCCCUACCUCAAUGACGAGAAGGGCAAUCCGCGUCCGAGCAGGGCCAAGGACAAGCUGACCAGACUAUCUGCUGUCCAGUUCCAGGAGCUCAGCACCGACGUAUAUGAUGAGUCGAUACGCAGAGAAACGGACCGCAAGCGGGGAGGGCCAGGUGCGCCUGGCAACGACACUCCCAAAUACCUUCUACCCAAGAAUAAUUUCCAUCCCAAGCGCAACCAGGCGAGGCAAAAGCUCUCCACACUGCCUCUCGAGCGUUUCCGUCAACUCGCAACCGACGUCUUCUACGAACUCGAACGGAGAUUCCCGCGCUUCACCGGGGGUGACAUGCACCCACGACCCUCGAGCCCCAACGGCAGCAUCGCAAGUCGCAUAAGUAAUAGAGGGCCUCCGAGUAGAGGCGGCACACCGAAUAGCAUGGGCGGACGACCCCCGCCAGGACCGGGCUAUAGAGGGCCACCUCCAAUGGGCGGGCCCAUGGGGCCUAUGGGUGGGCCCCCAGGAGGACCUCCAGGUCCACCGGGAGGACUGCGGCCCGGUUCAGGGAACGAGCCAGGUUCUUUCGGGCGCCCGCUUCCGAAGACGUUCCAAUCCAACACAAUUGUGCCAAACAAGGGCACACUAGUCGAAGAUGACGACGAUAGCGGAGCGGACGAUGACGAUGCAUUUAACUUAGAAGGCGCUGCUGCGAGAAGACAGACAAAUAAGAGCGCAAAGAGCAUNAGCAUGGCGCACGAGAAGAUAACUGCGGAUUUGCAAAACCAAGUCUCUGAGUUGCAGGGCAAGGUUGACUCAUUAGAGGCUACCAUACGUAACAAGGACGACGAGCUGCAGCGACUCCAAGACGACGAUAGAACACGCGAUGGCGCUUCGGCCUCUGAGCGUGCCGAGUGGGACGAACUCCGGUAUGCGCUCGAGGAGAAGGUUGAGAAAGCAGAGAAUCUUAAUUCCUCACUUCGUUCCGAAAUAGACAAACUACGCAGCGAAAACGAAAGUGUCGAGAAUGGCCUCCGUGCCCAGAUCGCAGAUCUCGAGUCCCGCCCGCCUCAGCAAGCGUACGAUGACGGAGACGCUCAAUGGAGACAACGGUGCGAGGAGCUUGAACGGGAAUUGAACGAACAACAACAGGUAGCAGAGGAAGUACGGAGAGACGCAUCCAUGUUCUUGCAAGAGAUGAAGGAACUGUCAGCACGCAGCGAUGCCGCAGCCGAGAAGGAAGAGCAGAUGGCGAAUCAAGUGUCAUCAUUAGAGGCUGAGCUCAAGGACUGGAAAUCGAGAUACGCCAAGGCUAAGACGCAGCUUCGAAAUUUGAAAGCAUCCUCUAUGGGCUUAUCGCAACUUGCGUCGCCGGAUCUGCUCAACUACUCCCGCGAUGCUGCUUUUGCAACACCGGACGGACUGGUCAAGGACGUCCAUGUUACCAAGUUCCAGCUGAGCAUUGAUGAGCUGCUUCAAAACGCGCGAAGAGCAAAUUCGGAGCAGACUCUCGAGAGUAUGCGUCAUGUCGUGAAAUGUGUACGAGCCAUCACGGGCGAUAUCGAUAGCACAUCUCUUUCGCAGAUCCAGUCUCCUACCAGUAGUGUGAGUGGUGACAUUUUCGCGAGUCCUGAGAAGCAGCAAGCAAAACUCAAGUCUCGCGUUAGUGCUACAGCCAACAACCUUAUCACAGCUACCAAGAAUCAUACUUCAUCUGGGGGAUUAUCACCAGUCAGUCUGCUGGACGCUGCAGCUAGUCACUUGUCGACAGCCGUUGUGGAGCUGGUCAAGCACGUCAAAGUACGGCCCACACCGGAAGACGAACUCGAAGGAGAUGACGAGGAUGCCGAUAGGCCCAUGCCGUUAAAGUCGAACGUAUACAACAACUACAAUGCUUCCUCGCCAAGCAAUCUCAACGACAACACGAAUAGCAGCGGUGUCCCCUCAGCAUACGGUCAUCACCGCAGUCGCAGCAGCAAAGGCGGCAGCAGUGAUACUACUAGAUACAGCGCCUACAGUUCUCCAUACAGUGGAUACGAUGGCCAAACCGGCGGCAUGAACGGUGCCAAUGGCACAGGCGAUAGUGGCAUGAUUGAGUUCAAGAACUACCUCGAGGAUCAAACAGCAACCCUUGUUCAGAGCAUACAACCACUAGUUAACCUCAUCCGUGCAAACCCCGAAUCUACUCCUGGGGAUGAGCAGCAAAUCUACGAUUACAUCCAAGACAUCUCGCAAGCAGUCGAUGACACUGGCAACAAAACCUACGAUGCUGUGAACCAGCUUUCCAACCCUGCAUUGAAGAAGCAUGCGCUUCCCGUUGUAGAGGUGCUUGACGAAUGCAGACAAAACAUGCUUUCCGUCGACAUCAGGGGUGAGGGUCGCGAGAAGAUCCCGCCACUUGCGUUCAAGACCGCUAGGGCUCUCAAGGAGCUCGUACUUCGCGUAGACCGCAUCGAGUCCGGCGAGCUCACUGUCGACCAAACGCUCAAAACAGAGCUGUAA
Alternaria arborescens is the source of this 2832-nucleotide messenger RNA. RefSeq lists its product as hypothetical. Lineage: Eukaryota; Fungi; Ascomycota; Dothideomycetes; Pleosporales; Pleosporaceae. The coding region runs from base 1 to 2832 and encodes 943 amino acids. Gene Ontology annotation, molecular function: MAP kinase scaffold activity. Gene Ontology annotation, cellular component: cell cortex of growing cell tip; actomyosin contractile ring. The record is from RefSeq and is a predicted model, not a curated record. The transcript is spliced from 3 exons.